AUGACACUUCCGUUGGCUAAAGAAAAAGCAGAGUUGGAUCUUGAAAAAUCCAUGAGUAUGGAAUCAAAAAAUUACCAUCUUCAUCCAGCAUCUUCACAAAUCAUGAGAAAACUCGUAUUUGCAUUAAUCAUAGAAACAGUUAGUUUAUGUAUGGCUUAUUAUGAAUAUGAUCAGAUUGCCCUUAUUCAUCCCAUGUUGGCUCCAACUUUAUUAGGUUGUGUUUCUGGAGCACUUGCACAAUCCACUAAUCAAUAUCUUAAAAAGAAAUACAGCUUGAAUAAAAUUGCCAAAUUUAUGGUAUGGGGAUCAAUAAAUGGAUAUUUCACAAGUGCUUGGAUUAAUAUUUUGGUUACAAAGAUAGAUAAUAUGUUUUAUAGAAUUAUCAUUGAUCAAACUGUGGGUGCUAUAGCAUUCCAAUUAAUCUUUAACAUUUUGAAUAGUUUAUGGGAUCAAGGUGAACUAUUUUCUCCAGCUACUAGAGCUUCAUUCUUUAAAUCUUUAAAAUACAGUUAUUGUUUUUGGCCAUUUUUUUCAAUUCUCCUGUUUUCAUUCAUACCCCAAUCCAUGAUGUUCCCAUGUAACUGUUUAGCAAACCUAUUCUGGAACCUUAUAUUAAGUAAACUAGCAUGA
This is a messenger RNA of Candida tropicalis MYA-3404, 630 nucleotides long. RefSeq lists its product as uncharacterized. The transcript has a single exon. Gene Ontology annotation, cellular component: cytoplasm; membrane. Bases 1 to 630 code for a protein of 209 amino acids. NCBI's taxonomy places the organism in Eukaryota, Fungi, Ascomycota, Pichiomycetes, Serinales, Debaryomycetaceae. The record is from RefSeq and is a predicted model, not a curated record.